AUGGCAGUCUAUUCUGAAUUGAAUAGACUUAUUGAAAUGGCUGUAAAUGAUAUUCAAGAGAAACAAGAAACAAUGAAUAAUAUGGAGAAAUCGUUCAUAAGUUCUUCAGAAGAAUUCAAGAAAACUAUUGAAAAUUUAUACAGUGAAAUGGAAUUGAAGCUUAGUCAAGAGGAAGAAACUAUGAGUCAGAGGUUAGAAAAGGUAUGUGAAGAAAUGAAAAACAAUGCAAAUCAAAUUAUUGAAGAGAAAGAAGAACAAACUGAAAAUUUGAAAGAAAAGUUAAAACAGCUAUCCACGCUGUCGGAUGAUCUUCAGAGGGAAACCGAAGAUGAUAGAUGUACUAUGGAAGAGGCAAGAAAACAGUGUCAAAAUAUACUUGAUGAGAUUGAAGAAUACGAACAAUUAAUAGAUGAGAGCAAAGCAAAUGUAAAAGAGUUACAAAUGAAGAAGAAGGCUGAGCAUAUGAAGAAAGACAAAGAAGCUGUCAAUACAUGUCAAAAGAUUCAGGAAGAACGUGAAGCCCUGGUCAAAAAGUUAAACGAAUUAAAAGAGAUCAAUCGUUGUCUUCGAGAUCUAGGAGAUGAAAAACGCAAUGACACAUCUGUAUAUGAUACAGUUUUGAGUCCUGAAGUGUACAAGGUUAAAGAAACAAAUGAGAUAAGUGAAAAUCAACAGAAUCACAACUUAAGAAGUUAUCAUUAAGAAGCGAAUACUUACAAAGUGA
Molecule: messenger RNA, 724 nt
Organism: Heterobilharzia americana
Lineage: Eukaryota; Metazoa; Platyhelminthes; Trematoda; Strigeidida; Schistosomatidae
Source: the annotation of a GenBank genome assembly